Messenger RNA from Neohortaea acidophila, 414 nucleotides. RefSeq lists its product as uncharacterized. The record is from RefSeq and is a predicted model, not a curated record. The annotation marks the transcript as partial. NCBI's taxonomy places the organism in Eukaryota, Fungi, Ascomycota, Dothideomycetes, Mycosphaerellales, Teratosphaeriaceae. The transcript has 3 exons.
AUGUCCGAAUCAAAGACUCAAUGGCUCCUCUACGCCAUUACGAGCGGUGGCUGCGCUGCACUCAACGGCGCCUUUGCAAAGCUCACGACAACACAUCUCACAACAGCCUGGGCCGCCCAGAUCUCUUACUCGCUAGGCUUAAAUGAGCAGAGCACUGCAGUCGACUACCUUGUGCGAGGCUUCUUCUUCCUCAUGAAUCUAGCCUUCAACGGCGUGAUGUGGGCGCUAUUCACUCGCGCCUUGACACUUGCGAACAGCACUGUACGGGUCAGCGUCAUCAACACGAGUGCGAACUUUAUGAUUACGGCUUUGUUGGGAGCUUUGAUUUUCGGGGAAGAAUUGUCGGGGCUAUGGUGGGUUGGAGCAGGCUUGCUUGUGGCGGGUUCGGUGAUUAUUGGGAGAAGGGAGGAGACU